Drosophila novamexicana is the source of this 555-nucleotide messenger RNA. RefSeq lists its product as uncharacterized. The coding region runs from base 6 to 203 and encodes 65 amino acids. The record is from RefSeq and is a predicted model, not a curated record. NCBI's taxonomy places the organism in Eukaryota, Metazoa, Arthropoda, Insecta, Diptera, Drosophilidae. The transcript has a single exon.
AAAACAUGGAGAGUGGGAAACGUGGUGCGAAGAGUUAUAUGCACAAGCCAGCUGUUCGCAUCGGAAUUGUUGUUCUGGUUGUGCACGCUGUCUGCUGGAUCGGCUGGAGCGCCAUUAGUCCGGGGGUAAACAACAAUAAUCACGCGGCCAGGGCAAACGCCCAGCACCAACAGGUCCGAGCCGCAAUGGAAAGCAACAACUAAAUACUCUUUGUGCUUACAUAUAUUACAAGUUAAUAAGCUAUUCAAUUUCAUUGAUUUAUAAAUAACGCACUGUUAAACCAAAUUAUUUUGUAGUAAAUGUAAAACUAAGUGACAAAGAAAGUUUGUGAAAAUUGUCAGUGAAGAAAAAGCUCUCUGAAUCAGUGCGAAAAAUCAAUCAAUCAAAAUAUAAACAAGUAUCUUGCACAUUGGUUAUUAACCUGGCAAACAAUAUGUUAAAUUUACUUAGUAAAUAUUCAAUAUUAUAAGAAAUAAAGAAAUACAAAAAAAUGCUUUAGAACAAUUCAAAAAUGUUAACAAAAGAUCUAGGCUAGCAUUUGAUUGUAGUAAUAUA